Messenger RNA from Colletotrichum truncatum, 2322 nucleotides. RefSeq lists its product as uncharacterized. The record is from RefSeq and is a predicted model, not a curated record. Lineage: Eukaryota; Fungi; Ascomycota; Sordariomycetes; Glomerellales; Glomerellaceae.
AUGGGCCUCCCGGCACGAUAUCGAACCCGGCGCCUGACACGCUACAUCAAUCCCGCCGCAGUCACCCUCGCCUUCUUCACGCUCUGGACGUUCCGCGAACAGCUCCGACUGGACCGCGUCGGCCUCGACAGCAGCCUGGUGCCGUGGGUUCGGCAUCCGCCGCAAGACCUCUUCGACUUCCCGCCCGUCGACUCCGACGCAAUCAGGGCGGUCUGCAAGGCCACAGAAUGGGAUGCAGUCAAGAAUGUGCAGGUGGUCUUCACUUGCGACAACAACGUAGGAGGAAUAGGCAACGUCCGGAACUCGAUCCUCAACUGCGUGCGGUAUGCGAUGCUGGCGGGGGGUUCGCUGGUUAUGCCCCAAAUCUUUGUGCGCAACGAAUCCGACAUCUCCGUCAUCCGUACGGGGAGGAGGAGAGAGAUGGAUUACAUGUUUGAUCGGCGCCACUUUGUCGAGUCCCUCAACCUUUCCUGUCCCCAACUACGACUUUUUGACACCUUGGACGACGCAUACGAGACUCUGGGCGCCCCGCGAACCUGGUCCCUUGGUCUGUUCCCGGAAUCCCUGGUCGAGGAAGACAGGAUCUCGAGCAGCGGUAUCGAGCAUCCUGAAAGAUGGAAGAAGCUGCUCUACACGUGGCUUGAGAACAUUGACGAAAACAACGAUGUGGCACCUACGGGACAACGCAUCGGAGGGCCCAUGAUCGUCGACCUGGGCAGGUCGUAUCUGACGUACCCGAUUUACAGCGAUGGCGAGGAAUUCGCCGCAACCUUUGGCACUAUCCUUAAAUUUCGCUCCGACGUACGACAGUUGGCUACAACGACGUUUCUCGGCAUCAAGGGAAACUACUUUGGCGCGCAUCUCCGCACGGAAAAGGACGCGCUCGAUAACUGGGAUUCCGCAGACCUGACGUGGGAGUGGUCGGAAUACGCCAAGCAGACAGACGCGUAUUUGGAUCAGGCGGGAAGGGCAGAGUUGUCCGUCAUGUACGUGGCGUCGGGGAACGCGACACAGUUGGCCAUGUUGGCAAAGGACGCCGAACGGCGCGGUGUGAGCAUCAUCACGAAGCAGAGCCUGCUUGUUGGCAAAGACCGCAAGAAGCUGCAGGCGCUGGCGUGGGAUCAGCAGGCCAUGAUCGAUUUCCUCGUCAUGAUGGGUGCGGCGCAGUUUGGGGGAGUGGGACACUCGAGCUUUGCGUGGAAUGUGGCGCUCAAGAGACACAUGUUUUCGGAGGAGACUGGAUACCUCGAUGGGCCGCAGAUGCUGAGCGAUGAGUUGAGUCAAGUUUACGGGAAACCGGGAAAGGACAAGAUGAGUCAAGUCGCACCCAAGUCUCGCCGCGAACGUGGUGUCCUUGCUCAGCGCGAGUACCGCAAACGCCAUGCGUCCAAGGUUCAGAAGCUACAGGAUGAGAACAAACAGCUAAAAGAAAUCAUCCGGGACAUUGAUCAGGCACUCUUGAAGCAGGGUGCACUAUCAGAUGAACUAAAGUCGACUCUUGCCAAAGCUCGCGAGCUCGCGGGCUUCCACACUAGCGAUGAAGUGGAUGAGACCCCCCCUGUCUCGCAGGAGAUUUCAUCUCUCAAGCAACUCUACAAGCAGAUGGAGAAUGCAGACCCUGCGGUCGAGGAAGUCAUCCGCACCGACCCCCUGUUCAACCCGCCCAUAUCCAGCGGCAGGGCCAGCCCGCGUUUGGACUACGGCCUCUGGCUCGACCCCGAAAGGUUCAUCCGCAUCAUCGAGCCGCCCGUGGACGUCAUCCCGUACCUCGGCAGCGGCAUGAACACCCUUGCAGGCUGCAUAUUCUGGUCCACCAUGGAGUACACGAUCGACCUGUGGAACUCCCGCAAAGCCCCGCUCUCCACGAAGCACCUGGAUCGCAUGUUCAGCCACUCGCGGCACCUCGCCGACCGCCAGUUCUUGAUCUCCCUCGCACAGGCCCGCCUCGAUUACAAGAGGAAAGGCUUCAUGUACCAGAAGCUGUCGCAGCAGUUCGAGCGCAACGCCAUGUACGACCUGUACGAACGCGUCAAGGAGGACUACGAGAAGCAGGGCCAGCCGAGCAGGUGGUGGAAGCGCCCCGACGAAGUCGCCGACAUGGCCCUGGAGCCGUUGGACAGCGACCAGAAGGCGCGGUUUCAGGCCGUCAUCGAGGGCAAAGGCGCGAAGGCGGACGCCGAGCUUCUCAGGCCGCUGAUCACUUGGGCGGCGCAAAACUUUAUCUGCUUCGGCGACGGCCCCAGGUGGAGCUCCGUCUUUGUGUCGGUGGCCAUCGGGAGCUGGCUCAACAGUUUAAAAGAGCACGACGCGAAUAAGGGUUGA